Messenger RNA from Plasmodium fragile, 2718 nucleotides. RefSeq lists its product as uncharacterized. The record is from RefSeq and is a predicted model, not a curated record. Lineage: Eukaryota; Apicomplexa; Aconoidasida; Haemosporida; Plasmodiidae. Bases 1 to 2718 code for a protein of 905 amino acids. The transcript is spliced from 2 exons.
AUGUUUGACGAGGGAGAAAAUGAAAAGAUGGAGCCAGUGGAUCCAGAAUUAUAUGAAAGCUUAAGUGGGUGUAUCGAAAAUGAAAUAAAAGACAAUUACAUGGACUCGAUGAUUGAGUGCAGUGAAGACGAUUAUCACUCGGAGGAUGUUCAGUACGAAGAACAGGAUUUAAGUGAAGAAACAAAAAGGAAAAAGUAUCACACAUAUGGACGCAGGUACACAGACAAAGACUUCCAAGGACAGAGUGUUCAUAAAUAUUAUCAACAUUUACCCAUUUACUAUGAUGGAGAAAAUGAGGGGCCAAUAAAAAAAUUCAAAAGAGUUUAUAAAGCAAAUAAAAUAGAAAAUUUGGAACGAAAUAUUCGAGAAGAAGAUUUGUAUUACCCUUCCGUUCCUGUACAGUGGAAGGUAUAUGUGUGUCUUUUCUUGGACAAAAAAUAUAAUUAUGAAAAUAAGAAUGAUGAAAAAAUAUAUGAACGAUUUAAUAAAAAUGUUCGUCACAGAUAUGUCUUGGAGUUCCUGUCUUGGGUGAAGCUCUCCACACGAAUAUACCAGAACACUUCAAAAGUGUUAAUGGUAUUUAAUUUGAAGAAAAAUGAAAAUAUUUUUGGUAACCUCUUCUUUUUCACAUCUGUAAAUUUACACUAUGCAAAUAUGUUCCUUCAAUCCAAUCCUUAUGUGAAGCUAGGACUUUGUGAGCAGUUAUAUUUAUAUUCUUAUGAACAGAACAGUGAUCACUUUUUGCUUGGUACCUUUCCUAACUUGUUUUUACAAAACAAUUAUUUGUUUCUUAAAUUCUUUAACUUGAACAAAUUGGAUCAUAUUAAUGGAGUGUACGAAAAGCACAUGCGUUUUUUUGUUCGUUCUAAUAUGAUUUUUAAAUUGGGUAUUUUGAAACACGCUGCCAAGGAUACUUUGAAGGAUUUGUUUUUAACUCCUAAGCAAUAUUUACCUAUUACUGAGCGCCAGACCAAGAGCGUGCUGGCCAAGUUCGACAACGAGAUGGGUGUCUUCGAGCGCUGCUCUGCCGUGGAGGUCGACUCGAAGCGCACCAUUCGCCGUGUGUGCCAUGGGGAGGCCACUCGGAAUGUAGUCACUGGUGGGGACGAAGCCACGGGCUCGGCACAUGCCACUAACCACCCUAACAACGCUAGCGUGGAUAACCCGCAUAACGUGCAUGACGUGGACAAGGUGGAUAACGCCGCUAACACGGCUAACACCGAUAACACCGAUAACACGGCUAACUCUGCUAACCCCGGGAGGUUCUCGCGCGACUGCCUGGCCGAGCUGACCAUCGCCAACUGCAAGGACGAGGACGAGGCUCGCGAGUUCCUCGAAAAGGACCCCUACACCAGGUCUUGCCUCUACGACAGCAUCUUCUUCUGCGAAGUGCGCGAGGUAGCGCCGCACGUGAAAUACGCAGAGGGGUACAUGCCGAAGGGAAAGUCCUACCUGGACUACCGGCACGCACUGGACACCAACCUAAACCCCAAUUACUGCCUCGAGGACAAGCCGGAGUACAUGGAGAACAGGAGCCUCGCCCAGAAGAAAUUUGAAAACCACGAAAGGGUGGACAUGGACAUACUAGACACCUUCAUCAAGUUGAAGUACACCAAUCGGGAGGUCGACUGCGGGGAGGAGUUGGCGGCAGAGGAGGGCGCGGCAAGCCGUGCGUCCCAACAUACCGUCGCGUCUCCCCCAAUGACGCUCUUAACCUCGACGCAGAAACAACAACGGAGACACAAACGAUACAGGGUAAAAAUUGUGGACUACGAUAACGAAUACAUGGAAUACCUAUGCAACGUGCAAAACAAUAAAAUUGUACACGUUAGGAAGAAAGAGCAGAGGGAUGUGCCUGUGGACGAUGUAACCCCUUGCCCUUCGAGAGACAUAUACGAUGUCCUUAUAGAAGACAUGAAGAACCCAAAAAUUUACCGCAAGAAGGAUAUUAUCCUUGUGGAUAACACGCUGCAAUUUUUUGACCAUGUGUUCUUUAAAGACUACCUGUCCAAUUUCGUAUACAUUUCUCUUCCACCUGGUGAAUUUAUAGAAGAACCAUAUGGGAUAAAAGAUGAAAAAAAUUAUGACUUUACUAUCUUCAACAAUUCGCUAGCUAGCCAAGAGGAUUUCCUAAAGAGACAAAAUUACCAACCGCGAUUCUUAAAAGGAAUUUGGCUGAAAAAGGAUCAGUCCAAGAUUUUAUUUUACGACAAACAAAAUAAUGCACUCAUGUAUGGCACCGGAAUUGAUAAAACUUUUUCCUGGGACAAAAAAGUUGAUCAUCGCAUUAUGAAGAGGGCACUCAUAAAUAUGGAAAUCGCAUUGGAAAAAAUUAGGCAAGGGAGUUGUGUGCUGAUGGACGAUCUAACGGUGAACCAGGAAACUGAACGCACGAUUAAGGAGUACACAGACGAGUACACUUCUUUCGAGCGACGGUUCACGUCACCGCAUAACCAACUGGUCUCAUCGGAUGGAUACCCAGACUACAAGCCCCCUCCAGGCCUGGAGUACCUGAACCCGCACAUCUGGGAGAAGACCCCCGAGGAGCACAAGGAGCUGAUGCUGGACACGGACCGGGUACAAAAAAUCCACUCGAAAUUUUUGAAGAAGCUCGAGCUGUACAAAGCGUCCAUUGACGAUGACCCCUUCACGCAGGAGGUACCCACGGAGAGCGACAUUUUGGCCAAUUCAAACAAGGUGCAGGUGGAGUACCUGUGA